This is a messenger RNA of Phyllostomus hastatus (greater spear-nosed bat), 915 nucleotides long. RefSeq names its product family with sequence similarity 241 member B (gene FAM241B). The transcript is spliced from 3 exons. The record is from RefSeq and is a predicted model, not a curated record. NCBI's taxonomy places the organism in Eukaryota, Metazoa, Chordata, Mammalia, Chiroptera, Phyllostomidae. Gene Ontology annotation, cellular component: intracellular membrane-bounded organelle. The coding region runs from base 101 to 463 and encodes 120 amino acids.
GAGGAAUCGGCCUGGAAGCCACCGCGAGUGGACGCGCCUGCAGCCUUUUUGAGGUCUGAGGAAAGCGGAGGCCUAGCAGGGACCCAGUGCUCCAGGGAGGAUGGUGCGGAUCUUGGCCAAUGGGGAAAUCGUGCAGGACGAUGACCCCCGCGUGAGGACCAACACCGGGCCACGCAGCAGCACCUCUAGACAGAGCCUUCUCAAUAGGGGCCACGGUGCCUCACUGGGGGGUCCUGGCCUCCGGCAGCAGCAGGGGGGCGCCAGGCUGGGUGCUGCUCAGUCCCCCUUCAACGACCUCAACCGGCAGCUGGUGAACAUGGGAUUCCCCCAGUGGCAUCUUGGCAACCACGCGGUGGAGCCCGUGACCUCCAUCCUGCUCCUCUUCCUGCUCAUGAUGCUCGGCGUGCGUGGACUCCUGCUGGUGGGCCUCGUCUACCUGGUGUCCCACCUGAGUCAGCGGUGACCUCUGCUGGGGGGCAGGCGCAGGGGAGAGGGGGUUGCUCGGCUUUGGUGUGAGAGCAGGUGCAUUGGGAGGGGAUCCAGUGGUGCCUUGAAGGUCUGCUUAGAGAAUGUUUCCACAUUAUGGUAAGCAUGAUGCAGAGGGAACUCCUAGUCCAGCAUUCCAAAGUAUCAGGUGAAUCCCUUGAGAUGUUUUUAAGUGGUAUUGAGCCUGCGUUAAGCACAAACUCACAGCAAGAAAGGGAUCCCCUUCCCCUUCUCUUCCAAUCCUUUUUUGCCAAGAAGACAGUCUCAGCCCAGUGCCAGUAUGCCUCGUGCCGCCGGCACACACGCUGACUUCCCCUGUUACUAGGGAACAGGCCUUGGGCAUAGGGCAGGUGGGAAGUUUCCAGACUUUUAUAGCCCUGUUUUAAUGGUAUAUUUUUAAUGGCUACCUUUUAUUUAUGACAGGUGGUA